Manihot esculenta (cassava) is the source of this 1093-nucleotide messenger RNA. RefSeq lists its product as uncharacterized. The record is from RefSeq and is a predicted model, not a curated record. The transcript is spliced from 4 exons. Lineage: Eukaryota; Viridiplantae; Streptophyta; Magnoliopsida; Malpighiales; Euphorbiaceae. Gene Ontology annotation, biological process: snRNA export from nucleus. The coding region runs from base 78 to 848 and encodes 256 amino acids.
UCUGGUGCGAAGAUGUUCAAAAACCUCCGUUGUUUCACUAGAUCAUUCCCCCGAUCAGCCCCUCGCAGUCGCAUUUGAUGGAGGAAGGAGAGAGUGUAUUGGAAGCUAUUUACGAAGUAGACGACGGAUUCGAAGAGGCUGAAGAUGUUGAGAUGCCCGAUGUGGAAGAAGGAGAGCUGCUUCAGCCCAACUCCCAAAAUGAUGGAGGACAAAGCAGUGGUGGAGAGGGUUUAUGCGAUACCCAUGGAAUUCAAGCUUCACAGAGCAAAAACCGCCGGCGUAGGAUAAAUAAGAAGAAGAAUAGGAAAAAGAAAGGCAGUCUGGGGCCAAACGUUACUGAUAUAAACAGGUUUGUGCUAGAUACGUGUAGACGGCUGAAAGAGAAAAAAUCAUACAUGAUUUAUACUGCCGUAGGUUGUCUGGGAAUUUCUGCGUUAAGUGAUAUGGUGAAAGAGGUGGAUGCAAUUCAGUCUUGUGGAGGGCAGAUGACUGCUGAUGGUAGACGUUUACGAACAGGAGGUGGAAUAUUAUGGAACAUUAUGAAAACAAGAGAACCAAUGGCCUAUAAAGAAAUCAUGAAAAAGGCCAAGGACUUCGAGAAGCAAUUUAAGCGACAAAAUAUCCAGCAAGCUCAACAGCAAAACAAGGAGGGUUCCUCUCAAGAAACUGCAAUUUCAUUAACUGAUCCAGCUCCAUCCAGUGUUCAAGAAGGUUCUCAACUGGUGACUCAAGCUCAGCAUGAACAUUCCAACACUGAGAAGAAGCACAGAUCUGUUCAUGACAGGAUCAGGGUACCUGUUUCAUAUGAUGACCUACUUGGUGAUGAUCCAAAAAAUGAUUCUGUGUGAUUUUUGGGAAAAUUGAAAAUUGGCUUGGCUUCACUUUGGCACUUGUGGCUUGCUGACACCUUUCUUUUCUUUUCUUUUGAUAGACACUGAUAUCUUUUAAACGGCUGCAAGAUAUAAUUUUUCUUCACAAUUUUGAGACGAGAGGUUAUUGAAGAGUCAUAUUCAAUUAUUGGUUUUGUAGAUUUGCAAUUGACACGUUUGGCUUCUACCUCUUGAAUAUGGUAUAUUGUUUCUUUGCCUCCUAA